UUUCCGUCUGUUUUCCUUGUUCCAGAGUAAAUAUCGAGCCUCUAAGAGAGAAUUAGAGAGAGAAAUCUGAGCAACGCGAUCUACAGGAUCUACAGGCAUUCUAAGAUACUUUAAUAGUAGAAAGAACAGAUCUCUAAUGUCCGCUACAGUCGAUCCUCUAGAUGAGCUCCUCAACAACCUGGAGACUUUGAAGGUUGGACAAGAGAACAAGUUGGAGGUCGGAGGGAAGGAGGAGGAGAAGGAGGAUGAUGGAUAUAAUAGUUCAUCCUCAACAGAGAAUCUUGCUGUUAAUGAAAGUAAGGGAAAGGUUACGAAGAAGAAUGAGGAUGAGGAGAAGGUUAAGGAUGAAAGUGAUGUGAAGGUUAAGAAUGAAGAGAAGGUCAAGGAUGAGGAUGAGGAUGAGGAUGAGGAUGAUGAAAAGAUCCUGGAGCCCCUGGUUAUCCUCGGAGAGAAGAGUGGAGGCCCCGAGGUUGAAUUUAUCUCCCGAGGUCCCGUAUCUAUUGAUACCCCGGAUAACAGGUUCCAACCCUACUCCCGUCCUGACCAAAAUCAGGGAGUAAUUCAGUCCACGGGGAAACAGGACGAGGACAAACACCAGCCUAUACCCAACGUCCUGAUCUACACGAAGAAGGACCGGGAGCGUCCUACCAAGAUUGAUGUUCGGAUCGAAUGGUCGGAUAAGCAUGAGUUGUGUAUCCAGAGAUAUCAGCUACCGGAGGAAACAUGUUUCACUGAAGGAGCAAAUACUAUCCAGCUCUUUAUCCAGCUUAAUCCUAAUCUCAAGGAAACUAAAUCAUUUCUGGCAGAUGUUAAGGUUAUGAAUGAUGAGAGCGGUCAGCGGGCCUUCUAUAUCGGUCCCAUCGUCAUCUCCUUGAAGACGGACUUGGCGGAAUCCCAGGAGCGGGCCCUCCUGGCGCAGAUCAGCGAGGAGGAGCGGGCCUCCGCCAUGAACCUGGUGGCGGAGAAGGAUAUUCACCAGCUGGUGUCCGGGAUUGGACCACAGAAGGAUACCGUUCUUGCAAUCCUUAGUGCACAAAGGAAAUCUCCAAAUCCAGGACAAGUGAUGGCACAAAUACACGCCGUGGUUCAGCGGCUCCUCCGUCACAAGGAUGACAAGGUCCGUCUAUCUGUCUUCAAACUCAACAACAAUGGCAUCUCCGCUUUCGAAAUCGCCGCUAUUAUGAACAACAGCUUCGUGGCCUGCUAUCUAGCAGAGGUUAUGUACAAUCUCAUCGACGAUACAAGGACAGCGCUGAAGAUCUUGAACAGCAAGGACACCCACGGUAAUACGAUCAUCCACCUUCUCUCAAGGAAGGGAGAUUCCAAUGCCGUUACACUGAAGAAACUACUCGCAAUGCGUCUCACGGACAAUACACGUGUGUUCAGCGUUGGGUUCAACUCUAAGAAGCAGCAGCCGAUGCAUAUUGUAGCGCAGAGUAAGAGUAACCAACCGGAAACAAUUGCUAUCCUUCAUCAGGCUUUUAACAGGUCCUUCGACUCCCAGGAUGAUGACGGCAUGACUCCUCUCCACUACGCCUGUCAGAGGACAGGAGACUCGGCUAUGGUGCAGACCAUCCUGUCCUACAAGAAGGACAACAUCAAUGCACCGCGAAAGGACGGUUUGACCGCGCUUGACCUUGUCACCUUACGUCCGACUAGCAGCUGCGAAGGUCAGGGGGUCUUCGAAAUAGAGUACGGAGUUCAGCUGGAGAUAAUCAAGUUGCUGAAAAACAACGGAGGGAAAUCUAGUUUCCCCGAACCCAAUUCCCCCACCAACUCUCCCAACAACAUCUCCAUGAUGAACAUGGCGAGCCCUCACAGCACCGUCUCCCCCCUGGGCUCCCCCUACGACUCCUCGGCAAACGCCAGUCCGCGAACCCUACCAGACGACUGUCCCGGGAACUACUACGUAAAUCUACGUGGUCCUGGCAGCGUAGAGUCGUAUAUCCAAUCCAGUCCUGAGUCUGAUCAUGGUGAACUGCAGACCAACAGGACAAGGAACUACAGCUAUAUGCCGAGGAUGGUGGAUAGCCCUGCUUCACAGGAUUCCAACGGAUACUACAACAUGGACAGCCCUGUAGGGAACGGUACUACCCUGGAGGAACAUCUUGCUUCACAGAUAUUCAAUGAGUUCCCUGAGAUCAGGAACGUGUUGGGACAAAUACUCGACGGGAAUCUGUAAAUCAAUCCUCCAGGAACAUCCUAAAGGAUCUGUUUCAAGACGACCUCCGAUCUUUUUAAAGCCGACCUCAGGAUCCUCACAGUUGACCUCGAGUUCGUACAGGAGAACCUUGUUGGUCCUUGUUGGCUGAAUUGAGCUGAACACUUUAGAAUUGGAUACCCUUAAUACCGAUCCCUCGAUCUGAAUAUCCACUGUGGACACUUAAGAUUUCUGCUCAAUCCGCUCUUUCUCUCUCUUUUUGGAUAUCACUACUUUGUUCCGACCAAUGAGAGUUCUCUCGAUGUUUGCGCGCCAAAAUUUCAAAAUCUUUCGGCUUCUAAUUGGCUGUUCGGGUUUCUUCAAAUGCCCCUCUGGUUGGUCGAAUUUUAAACCCUUUUCUGGAUACAAACUUAAGUUUAAUCCAAUCUUGAGAUUAAAAAAUAUGUGAUUAAGCAUUGAUCUCGAUAUCCACAACUCUAAAGUUUUCAGCUUUGGGCUCAUAAUUCAGUGGAAUAAUAUCAAAAUUUAGUCCACGACAAUUUUUGAAAGCUCAAAACAAAUUAGCAACUUAUAUUUUCAAACAUGUUGUCCAAAAAAUCAAAGAUGUUUUUGUUGAUUCAAAAUAUUUAAUCAUGUUCAUCACUCAAUGUUCUGGCCAAGACUAGUGAAAAAAGUGCACAAGUUUAUUUUUUAAAACAAAAUUUUAUUUUUAACUGUAGAAAUUUCAUUUUAUUCGUCUAUCAAUAUUAUGUUGUAACCAGAACUGUUCUGAUUAGGCGUGGCGUUGUGCAUACAAAAAUUAGAGCAAAAAUGUUCAAGAAAAGAAUUUUGACAUAAAAUUGGAAUUAAAAAUUUAAAAUCUACACAGUAAACAUCUAUUCUAUUUUGCUUAAAUUAUAUUAAAACUUUUCAAAUAUUUUUCGUAGUAAUUAUACAAAUUUGUCCAAUAUACAAUAGUACGCAUUUUUCUAACAUUUUCGGUUUAUAAAAUCUAGUCUUAAGUUUUUAUUGUACCAUUAUUAUCAACUAAUUACAGGGGUGGAUAUUUUUUAGAGAGGGGGUUGGUUCUUCCUCCCCCCCCCCCUGCAUGCUCCAGAGUGAGAUGAAUUUUGACCCCGUGUUAUUGUUAACAAAGUUCUCUACAAUAAAUCUAUCUAUAUACUAUAUAAAUAUGUAUUAACUAUGAAGAUUGGAAUAAAAAUAUUUACUCGAAGUUA
Messenger RNA from Eurytemora carolleeae, 3378 nucleotides. RefSeq lists its product as uncharacterized. The record is from RefSeq and is a predicted model, not a curated record. Gene Ontology annotation, cellular component: plasma membrane. NCBI's taxonomy places the organism in Eukaryota, Metazoa, Arthropoda, Copepoda, Calanoida, Temoridae. The coding region runs from base 137 to 2182 and encodes 681 amino acids. The transcript is spliced from 6 exons. Gene Ontology annotation, molecular function: protein phosphatase regulator activity; protein phosphatase 1 binding.